AAAAUUCCAACGUUCCUACAUCUAUGGACAUCGUAACGUGUAGAGAGGUCUUGGCAGUGAACGUGUAGACAGGUCUUAGCAGUGCACGUGUAGACAGGUCUUUGCAGUGAACGUGAAACGCAGCUUUUUUCUGGCUUUCGAUCUCGGCGGCAAUUUCUUUUUAAUAAUUUGUUUAUUUCAAGUUUUGUGCAGCACUUGGGGGUGUCGCCACAAGAUCAAUAAGUUACCGAUUGUUUACAUGCAGCCUAAGCUUUGUUAAAUAAAUAUUUGUGAAAAAUUUGUCAUCAAGAAAAGACAAGAGUGUGCGUGUGUAACUUGAGCCUUCAAGCGGAACAAUUGAAUCGAGACAUUGAAGAUUUGCACUUCCAAGGAAUUUUGCAUUCAUCAAUUUCACCAGCAGAGGAGGUUGGGGUUCGUAGUGAUUGCUUUAAGCUGGUCAGGAUCAUGAUGCCUCGUCAGAUGGUCCAAUGGCGCAUCUACGUGUACGCCAAUUCCUUGUACUCCCUGCCGGGACGCCAGGUACGCGGUUUUCGUGAAUGGUCGCCACAGACUUACAGUCAUAGUCCCUAUGAAGUCCAUCGCGUCAUGAACUGGGUGAACCGCGAUGUCUCUGUCCUGCUGCGCGGCAAGAGCGAAGUCUUCGCUGUCUUCGAGCUCAUCAUGGACAUGCUGCCGCUGAUGAGCAUGCGCAGUGACCAGUUUAAGGAGGCGCUGACCAAGCAUCUGGGGCCCAAAACGACUCAUUUUGUCCACGAGCUGAUCAACUUUGCCCGUUCCCCAUACGAGAGCAUGAUCGCCUACGAGUGCAAUGUCCAGUACCUUGCCCAGCAGGAGGAAGACUAUGAUGGGCCAAGCACCUCGUCGGUGGGCCAGGGUCUGGGUCAGUUCUUGUCGCCGGGCUUCCACAACUUUGUGGAAUUCUCGCGACGCAUUAAUCCGGAUGAUUGCGGCGGCUUCGAGGCGGAUCUUCAGCUGGAGGAUGAGGAUGCGGAGGAGUUGGAUGAUCUUAUACUCGACCGCAGCGAUUCUUCAACUGCGUUGGACAUAGAGGAGAUUGUCGUGCCCAGCCGCAGCUUGGCACGUCAGCUGGCGGCCUCGUUGUCAACGGUUGUCCCAACGGCCUCGCUGCCAACCGUAGUGGCAGCUUCGUCAUCGGGAGUUGCGUCCACGGCUUCAGGGGGAGAGUCUCAGCAGCAGCAGCAGCAGUCGCAGUCGCAACCACAGCAGCAGUCAACUUCAGGAGAGCCACCGUUGUCUGGGGGGACAACCAUUAGCCACACAACAUCCCCCAGUGCCUUUGCCAACUACGAGCUGCAGAUGGCCAUUCAGCGCAGCAUGAUGGAUGAGGGUUUCAGCGGUGACUGGGCAAUGCCUCCGCCAAGCGUUGGACGCACGGUUCUCAUGUCCAAUCGCCAACUGGUGCAUAAUGCUGCAAAUUUGUAUCGCAUAGUGUAUGGAUCAGCUCCAGGAGCAACUGGGCUUGGAGCAGCAGGUGGAGCAGCAGGAGUCUUGGGAACGGGUGCCGGAACAGGACCGGCAAGAGGAAUGGGAAGAGGAGCAGCAAUGGGAGCAGCAAUAGGAGCCGCUGGAGCAGUUGCAGCAGCAACAGGAGCAGCUGUAGGAGAAGGAGCGGCCGCUGCAGGAACAGGAUCUGCAGUAGGAUCUGCAUCAGCCGCAGCAGUAGGAGCAGCAACUGGUUCCGCUGCACGAACUAUGGCUAUGCGUGGUCGUACUCGUUCUCGUUCGCGCCAACGCGCACGCCGCUAGGAUCUCAGGAUCAGCCUUAUUACCCCACAAAAUGCAACAUUUUUAAAACACAUUUACUAUACAAAAGAAAAACAAAAUGGAAAUCCCUUCUUCGUUAAGGAAACUCCCAAGAAAAAACAGAAAAUAAACUUAAAAACCCUGCAGAAAAAAAAGGGUUCAAAAAGGCAUCAAAAAUUGAUAACGAUAAAGGGAUCGGCCAUCAAUAUAAGAAGGACAUUGCCGUGGGAAAUUGCGUGCCAAAUAUGUAUAUGUAUUAUAUGCCCUUAGCGCAUAUUUUCCCUUGUCUUAAUUUCGCAGCAGAAAAGGUAGCCGUUAACAACACCGCUCCCCCACAGCCCCACUUUUCCCAAUGCCACAUCCCUUGUCACAUGGCGCAUGAAAAAUUGAAUUACACGCACUUUUGCGCAUAAACGGGAAUAAAAAUAAAGAACAA
Drosophila kikkawai is the source of this 2200-nucleotide messenger RNA. RefSeq names its product autotransporter adhesin BpaC. NCBI's taxonomy places the organism in Eukaryota, Metazoa, Arthropoda, Insecta, Diptera, Drosophilidae. The record is from RefSeq and is a predicted model, not a curated record.